Molecule: messenger RNA, 1669 nt
Organism: Ipomoea triloba (trilobed morning glory)
Lineage: Eukaryota; Viridiplantae; Streptophyta; Magnoliopsida; Solanales; Convolvulaceae
Product: probable polygalacturonase At1g80170
Exons: 9
Coding region: 34-1413 (459 amino acids)
Biological process (GO): carbohydrate metabolic process
Molecular function (GO): polygalacturonase activity
Source: RefSeq, a predicted model, not a curated record
ACAGAAAAAGCUAAGCCAAGACUCCAUUAAAUCAUGGCCAAAAUACUACUUAUCAUGUUCUUUCUUGUUUUUCCUCUGGUAACUGCAGAGAAGUAUUUAUUUGAAGAGAUUGAUUUUCUUCGAGAUCUUGACGAAUGGGAGCCCGAAGAGGGAGACGACGAACUUGAUCUGAUCGACCUCCCAUCGUGGACGGCUGGUCGUGGACACAAGGUUCUUGUCAAUGUGGAUAGCUUUGGUGCAGUUGGUGAUGGAGUUUCAGAUGAUACUAAGGCCUUUGAAGAUGCAUGGAAACAGGCUUGCUCUACGCGAAGAUCGGUCUUCUUGGUUCCAGCAGGUCGCCGUUACCUAGUCAAUGCAACAAGAUUUAGAGGCCCUUGUGCUGGCAAUUUAGUAGUCCAGAUUGAUGGAACAAUAAUAGCACCAGAUGAGCCUAAAAAUUGGGAUCCAAAUAACCCAAGGAUUUGGCUUGCUUUUCUAAAUUUGACUGGAGUUUCUUUCCAAGGAAAGGGAGUAAUUGAUGGGUCAGGAAGCAAAUGGUGGGCUGCAUCUUGCAAGAAGAAUAAAUCCAAUCCUUGCAAAGGAGCACCAACUGCAUUUACUAUAGAUUCAAGUUCUGCUAUAAAAGUGAAGGGCAUUACCAUUCAAAAUAGCCAACAGAUGCACUUCACAAUUUCGCGGUCCGACUCCGUACGUGUGUAUGGUGUUCGAGUUUCUGCUCCCGAAGAUAGUCCCAAUACUGAUGGAAUUCAUAUCGCAGAAUCAACAAAUGUUGUCCUGCAAGGCUGCAAAAUUGGAACAGGUGAUGAUUGUGUCUCAAUUGUCAAUGCUAGCUCCGGCAUCAAGAUGAAGAAACUCUACUGUGGACCUGGUCAUGGAAUCAGCAUUGGGAGCCUUGGGAAGGACAAUUCUGUAGGCAUAGUCACAAAGGUGGUAUUGGAUACUGCAUUUCUCCAAGGUACUACCAACGGCCUUCGGAUUAAGACAUGGCAGGGAGGAUCUGGUUAUGUCCGCGGAGUACGGUUCCAAAAUGUGAGGAUGGAAGAUGUCUAUAACCCUAUUAUCAUUGACCAAUUCUAUUGUGAUUCACCAAAAUCUUGUGAAAACCAGACAUCUGCAGUGGAAAUAAGUGAAGUUAUCUACAAAAACAUCACCGGAACUUCAAAGAGCCAAAAGGCGAUGAAGUUUGCGUGCAGCGAUUCUGUGCCGUGUACUCAGAUUGUGUUGGACAACAUCAACCUUGAUGCUCAAGAUGGCACUGCUGAGGUAUACUGCAACUCUGCCACGGGUAUCGGGUAUGGACUCAUUCAUCCAUCUGCAGAAUGCCUUAGCUCUUCUGACAAGGAAAUUAAGCAGCAGGAAGUGGAUGCUGUAACAGAUUAUUGCAAAGAUCCCAUUGUUCAUACUGAGUUAUAGAUUCACUCAUUACUAUACUUAUAUGCCAAACUUAUUGAUUAUAUAUAGCUGUUGUUAUAGUUGCAUUAUUAUAUUCUUACAGAGAUUUGAGUAGUCUCAGACUCUGGGAUUCCUAAAUUAAAUUGGAAUUACAGAUUCAUUCUGCAACAUUUUAGCAGAGGCUAUUGUAAUGGAACUUCAUUGAGACCUUAUUAAUGUAUAUGUAUGUACUGCUUAUUUUUACCAUCAUAAUGAAGUUUUAUAUUUACUGAUUUGA